AUGAUUAUGUCACCAUGGAACUGUCUGGGAAUACAACUUGCCUUUCUGUUUUCAGAUUUCAAGAUGUUACAAUGUGCAACCAGUCCCAAAUUGAAAUGGCCAUUAUGCCAUUUAUCAUUCAGUUACGAGACGAUAAAUGCAAAUGAUGGAAUUUUUCCUAAAUUGUCUGAUUGUUUUGAAGUUGAGGAUAGUGAUAGCACUUUAUUCACAAACGCUGCUACCUGGAAAGGUUUGUUUUAUAAUGGAAGUACUUUCAGCCAAGUGAAUAUACCUUCGGGUAAUCUAAAAAAUACACAGUUUGCAUUCUCCAUUUUCAUAAACCCAUUGGUGUUAAAUGGAUGUGUACUGCAAUAUAUAGCUGGUACUACCAGUAACUCUGAUGUUACGGAAAUUGAUUUAUGCUUCGUAAGCGAUGACCUAAAAUGCAUCAUAAAGAGCAGCAAUGGAAACAAUUUAGGUGAGGUUAACGGUGGUUCAUUAACAGUAGAUUCGUGGAGUUUAGUGCAGUUUGGAUUCCAUGGUGGUGAUACAUUAGUAAUAAGAGUAAAUGGUGGAUCAGUUACACCUGUCUCCAUAUCGUCAGUCAACUUUCGUGAUUAUGGUACAUUAACAGUGGGAAAUUCAUAUGACGGUAGUCAAGGUUUCAUUGGAACUUUAACCUGUUUGAUGGCUUUCGAUGAUGCCCUUUUGUUUCAAACUAGACUUGAAAGCGAAGAGGAAUGUGAAGAUACUGGUAAUUGGGGGAAAAAGCCUUAUGAUGAUUUUACUCCACCGAAAUGUAUUUUACAACCUUCUUACCCAGGAGCAGCAACAACAACAACAGCAACAACAACAACAGCAGCAACAACAACAACAACAGAAACAACAACAACAUCUGUCAGCAGCACACAAGCGUUUUCAACAGCCAGUUUAUUAUAUGCGUGGCCAUUAGAUAACAAGUCAUAUGGUUAUGAAACGUUUCGAAACAUACCACCGUCCGUCAGUGACUUGUCAUCAUGUCCGCGUAUUGAAUGUAAUAACACAGUAUUUCCCUUUCCAGCUAUGCUUUUUGAUGGUGCCGCUGGAUCGCAUAUUAAGACUUUGAUAAACCAAACAAUAUUUGUGAAAAGUUUCACUAUAGGAUUUUUCUUUUACCCGGAGUUCGCGCCUAGUGGAACAGUAUUGCAUAUUAUAGAUCAGGUGACUGUGUCUGGUUUAAAUGAGCUGCGGAUUGAUGUCAAUAUGUGUAAUCUGACAAUUACUGUUAAAAAGUCCGCAAGCGCUGUCUGUGCCAUGUUGACAUCUAACAUGACCAAAAUUUCAGAAUGGAAUAUACUUAUUGUGACAAGAAAUGAAAACACUCAGAUGAUAAGUAUUAUUCUGAAUAAUGAAUCUAUAACAAUACAUGAUAAUUGUUCCUCUAGCCAUUCACCUAGGUCAUCUGAAAUAUAUAUAGGCAGAACUUCGGCAAGUUUUACAUCGUUUCGUGGUUAUAUGCGAUGUUUAGCAAUAUUUGAUGACGUUGUAAAUCCAGAUUUACAACAAAUUUGUAACAGUGCCCCAAUAACAUCAUUCAAUGCUCUGGAUAUUGAAUGUGAAGUAACAACAAUGAAUUGGAUAUAUUUUAGAAAAGUGAAUGCCUUAAUGAGGCCGGAUGUAGGUAAAGCAGAAAUAAAAAGAAUGGAGGCCAUGCAAUUAAAAUCAUGUGCUGUAAAUUGUUUGAAUUCAAGAUUUUGUCGGUCAUUUGUUUUUGAUAUUGCACAAAAGCUGUGUUUUCUUUAUGAUUUUGUUACACGGAAUGGGUUAGUAGAGAACAAUAGUGGCAAUUAUUAUAUCGUUAUCAAUAAAUUACAACAACUGUGA
Lottia gigantea (owl limpet) is the source of this 1842-nucleotide messenger RNA. RefSeq lists its product as hypothetical. The record is from RefSeq and is a predicted model, not a curated record. Lineage: Eukaryota; Metazoa; Mollusca; Gastropoda; Lottiidae. The transcript is spliced from 3 exons. The coding region runs from base 1 to 1842 and encodes 613 amino acids.